AUGAUGACCUGGAAUACACGGACUAAGAAAGCCUUCAGCUCUCCAGCGGCUUUUCUCAAGGCCAUCGAAACAAAAGAAGUUGACGGGGAGAAGGCCGCUUACAAUGAGGAUCUACUUCCAACUGAAUCUGGCAAGUCUCUCUAUAACCUCGGGGCCUCUUUAGCCACAAUUGGUCUGACGUGGUGGCACACCCUCAUUGCUGCAGUGAUAGGCUCAGUUUUCCUAUCAAUAAUUGUUGUUCUCAAUUCGCGCGGUGCGACGCAAUACCAUGUUGGAUUCCCUGUCAUCGGCACUGCUGCUGGUGGUCCACGGGGUGCCAAGUUCUUCAUUUUCAUUCGCGGUGCGGUCGCCGUCAUCUACUUCUCUACAAAUCUCUAUUAUGGUGGAAUGUUAAUGGCGAUCCUACUGCGAUGUAUAUUUGGCUCGGCGUGGGACAACAUACCUAAUCUUCUUCCUAUGAGCGCUGGCAUUACCAGCGCAAAUCUGCUGGCCUUCUUUAUCUUCUGGAUCUUCCAGAUGGGUCUGAUGUUUGUGCACCCUAUUGUGUUGAGACAUAUCUUUGUCAUCAAGGCAUUCUACAGCACCAUCGCUUUGGUGGCGGUUCUAGGCUGGGCUGUACACCAGAAUCAUGGAUCGCUCGGUAGCUUCCACUUCGAGGGACAGGCUGUUCUUUCUGGCUUGCAACUUGUCUGGCCUAUGAUCUCGGCCAUAAACUCAAUUUGCGCUGCUUUGUGUCCCAUUCUGAUCAAUCAACCUGAUAUCGCACGAUAUGCACAGAGACCGUCUCAAGCCACUUGGUCUCAAAUUUUGGGGAUCUUCAUCAGCAAAAUUAUGAUCAUGUUUCUCAGUGCUGCAACUACCAGUGCUACGCAGGGAUUUCUGGGUACAUCCUACUGGAACGUGUGGGAUCUUUACAAUGCCAUACUGACCACCUACUGGGGCCCGGGUGCGCGUGCUGGCGUUCUCUUUGCCUGCUUGGGAAUGGUUCUUGCUAUCCUUGCCUCCAACGCCGGCACCAAUGCACUUCCCGCGGGCGCUGAUAUGACCGGUCUCCUACCACGGUACAUCAACAUUGUCCGUGGACAGAUUAUUUGCGGUAUUCUGGGGCCUUUAUUAUUCCCCUGGAAGAUUAUUGCCGACGCAAAGAGCUUCCUGACUUUCCUGUCAUCAUACACCGUCUUCUUAAUGCCUAUAUGCGGUAUUAUGGUUGUUGAUUACUGGCUUGUUCGUCGGGGUAAUUUGCAUGUUCCGUCGUUGUAUAGCCGGGAUGCCGGUACUCCCUACACAUAUUGGAGGGGUUGGAACCUUCGUGCUAUCGCGGCCUGGCUUUCUGGGACGGCAUUCGUCAUCCACGGUGUCGCUGGGGCCUUGGAACCUAGCCUGACAAACCAGGCCAGCAAAAACAUGUACAAACUUGGAUUCCUGUUGAGCUUCCUCAUUGGCUCAAUAGUUUACUAUGCUGCCUGUCUAAUCUUCCCGGUCCCGAUAUACCCCGAGGGAAAGGAGGGCACUCACACAACCUGGGAAUAUAUGGCUGGCUCUGAGGGCUUCCUUGAAGGAGAAAGUGUUGAUACCAUCAGACUCAACCAUGGUGCCAUCAUUGGAAUCAAGGUCGAUGGAGGUAUCGAGAAAGACUAUUCCCUUGCGUCGGAAAAAGAGAUCGUUUAA
This is a messenger RNA of Penicillium griseofulvum, 1668 nucleotides long. Its product is annotated as nucleobase cation symporter-1 family protein. Gene Ontology annotation, biological process: nucleobase transport; transmembrane transport. Gene Ontology annotation, cellular component: plasma membrane. The transcript has 4 exons. The record is from RefSeq and is a predicted model, not a curated record. The coding region runs from base 1 to 1668 and encodes 555 amino acids. Gene Ontology annotation, molecular function: nucleobase transmembrane transporter activity. Lineage: Eukaryota; Fungi; Ascomycota; Eurotiomycetes; Eurotiales; Aspergillaceae.